This is a messenger RNA of Alnus glutinosa, 1452 nucleotides long. Its product is annotated as glyceraldehyde-3-phosphate dehydrogenase, cytosolic. Bases 123 to 1136 code for a protein of 337 amino acids. Gene Ontology annotation, biological process: glucose metabolic process. Gene Ontology annotation, molecular function: oxidoreductase activity, acting on the aldehyde or oxo group of donors, NAD or NADP as acceptor; NAD binding; NADP binding. The transcript is spliced from 11 exons. NCBI's taxonomy places the organism in Eukaryota, Viridiplantae, Streptophyta, Magnoliopsida, Fagales, Betulaceae. The record is from RefSeq and is a predicted model, not a curated record.
UAAUCCGCCCCUCCAUUUCUCUCCCGAGUCCUUCUAUGUAGACUAUAUAUUUAUAACUCACUCUCUCUCUUCGUUCCUGUCAUCCUGCGAGUGCUUUCUUUGUUCUUUUUUCCUAGAGAGUCAUGGGGAAGAUCAAGAUUGGGAUCAAUGGAUUCGGAAGGAUCGGGCGCUUGGUGGCGAGGGUCGCUCUGCAGAGAGAUGACGUUGAACUCGUCGCUGUUAACGAUCCUUUCAUCACCACUGAUUACAUGACCUACAUGUUUAAGUAUGACACUGUUCACGGCCAGUGGAAGCACCAUGAACUCAAGGUUCAGGACUCCAAGACCCUUCUCUUUGGGGACAAGCCGGUCACUGUUUUUGGUGUCAGGAACCCGGAGGAGAUCCCAUGGGCUGAGGCUGGAGCGGAAUUUGUUGUCGAGUCCACUGGAGUUUUCACCGACAAGGACAAAGCUGCUGCCCACUUGAAGGGUGGUGCAAAGAAGGUAAUUAUUUCUGCCCCUAGUAAAGAUGCUCCAAUGUUCGUUGUGGGUGUCAAUGAGAAAGAAUACAAGCCAGAACUUAACAUUGUCUCCAAUGCCAGCUGCACCACCAACUGUCUUGCUCCAUUGGCAAAGGUAAUCAAUGAUAGAUUCGGUAUUGUUGAGGGUCUCAUGACUACUGUCCACUCCAUUACCGCCACACAAAAGACUGUUGAUGGACCAUCAAUGAAGGAUUGGAGAGGUGGUAGAGCUGCUUCCUUCAACAUCAUUCCUAGCAGUACUGGAGCUGCUAAGGCUGUUGGUAAAGUGCUGCCAGCAUUGAAUGGGAAGUUGACUGGAAUGGCUUUCCGUGUUCCCACUGUUGAUGUUUCAGUUGUUGACCUAACUGUGAGACUUGAGAAGAACGCCAGUUACGAGGAUAUCAAAGCUGCUAUCAAGGAGGAAUCUGAGGGCAAACUGAAAGGAAUCCUUGGCUACACUGAGGAAGAUGUUGUGUCAACUGACUUUGUGGGUGACAGCAGGUCUAGCAUUUUCGAUGCCAAGGCUGGAAUUGCACUGAAUGACAACUUUGUGAAGCUUGUUGCUUGGUAUGACAAUGAAUGGGGUUACAGCUCACGAGUUGUUGACUUGAUCCGACACAUUGCCUCUGUUCAAUGAGAUUUCCUUUGCAAUUUAGUUCGUAUAUGAGGGAGGUGUCUUGAGAGAGAUGUUUUGUAAUAAUUGAUAUUUGAGGAUGGUAUUGGUAGAUUAGACUGAACUGGCUUAAACAUUACUUGAGUGGUUUGCUAUCUCAUAGAUCUCAUUAAUUAGAUGGGGCAUCUGGAGGAAUGAGAAUGCUAAAAAUGUUUAUUUCUUUAAAUUGUUGUACUUGGAAAAAAUUUCAUCUCUAAACCAAAUGCAUUUUGCAUUUCAUCAACCGUGCUUACUCAAAUGUAAGCAAGCACGGUUAGCUCAAUAAAUAAGUUUUUAAUUA